Messenger RNA from Giardia duodenalis, 2529 nucleotides. RefSeq names its product VSP. Lineage: Eukaryota; Fornicata; Diplomonadida; Hexamitidae. Bases 1 to 2529 code for a protein of 842 amino acids. The record is from RefSeq and is a predicted model, not a curated record. The transcript has a single exon.
AUGUUCGAUAAGCUUAUUUUUGUAAGCUUGGCCCUGCAAAUGGCCUUGGCGUCGCAAACAGCAAGUAAAGCAAAGACAAACCCAACGCCGUGCGCCGCCGCAAACCCCGGCGCGACAAACUGCGCCGCCGACAGCUGCAACGUGGAAAUCGGGGGCCAGACCUUCUGCUCCAAGUGCACAGGGGACAAGGUCCCGGUGAAUGGGGAGUGCAAGGCGAAGACGGACGCGGGCAUGUGCACGGUCGGUACAAACGAUAAGGCAGGGACGUGCACGGCCUGUACGAACGCGCACUACCUCUACAAGGGCGGCUGCUACGCCGAGUGCCCCGACGGGACCCAGAAGAACGAGGGCCGGAACACGUGCGACGAGGUCGCGCCUGCUGGCCCAACGCCGUGCGCCGCCGCAAACCCCGGCGCGACAAACUGCGCCGCCGACAGCUGCAACGUGGAAAUCGGGGGCCAGACCUUCUGCUCCAAGUGCACAGGGGACAAGGUCCCGGUGAAUGGGGAGUGCAAGGCGAAGACGGACGCGGGCAUGUGCACGGUCGGUACAAACGAUAAGGCAGGGACGUGCACGGCCUGUACGAACGCGCACUACCUCUACAAGGGCGGCUGCUACGCCGAGUGCCCCGACGGGACCCAGAAGAACGAGGGCCGGAACACGUGCGACGAGGUCGCGCCUGCUGGCCCAACGCCGUGCGCCGCCGCAAACCCCGGCGCGACAAACUGCGCCGCCGACAGCUGCAACGUGGAAAUCGGGGGCCAGACCUUCUGCUCCAAGUGCACAGGGGACAAGGUCCCGGUGAAUGGGGAGUGCAAGGCGAAGACGGACGCGGGCAUGUGCACGGUCGGUACAAACGAUAAGGCAGGGACGUGCACGGCCUGUACGAACGCGCACUACCUCUACAAGGGCGGCUGCUACGCCGAGUGCCCCGACGGGACCCAGAAGAACGAGGGCCGGAACACGUGCGACGAGGUCGCGCCUGCUGGCCCAACGCCGUGCGCCGCCGCAAACCCCGGCGCGACAAACUGCGCCGCCGACAGCUGCAACGUGGAAAUCGGGGGCCAGACCUUCUGCUCCAAGUGCACAGGGGACAAGGUCCCGGUGAAUGGGGAGUGCAAGGCGAAGACGGACGCGGGCAUGUGCACGGUCGGUACAAACGAUAAGGCAGGGACGUGCACGGCCUGUACGAACGCGCACUACCUCUACAAGGGCGGCUGCUACGCCGAGUGCCCCGACGGGACCCAGAAGAACGAGGGCCGGAACACGUGCGACGAGGUCGCGCCUGCUGGCCCAACGCCGUGCGCCGCCGCAAACCCCGGCGCGACAAACUGCGCCGCCGACAGCUGCAACGUGGAAAUCGGGGGCCAGACCUUCUGCUCCAAGUGCACAGGGGACAAGGUCCCGGUGAAUGGGGAGUGCAAGGCGAAGACGGACGCGGGCAUGUGCACGGUCGGUACAAACGAUAAGGCAGGGACGUGCACGGCCUGUACGAACGCGCACUACCUCUACAAGGGCGGCUGCUACGCCGAGUGCCCCGACGGGACCCAGAAGAACGAGGGCCGGAACACGUGCGACGAGGUCGCGCCUGCUGGCUGCAAUCUCCCCAACUGCGAGGUGUGCUCGGAGGACAAGCAGAAGUGCACAAAGUGCCAAAGUAACUACUUCCUCACUCCAGAGAAGAACGCUUGCUUGGGGUCUUGUCCGGCCGGAACGUAUCUAUCCGGGCAAACGUGCGCGCCCUGCGACCCCUCCUGUGCGGAGUGCAGCGGGGCCGGCGCUUCCAAGUGCACGGCCUGCCCCGCCGGGAAGAUGCUGAGGUACGCCGACGAGACCAAGCUUAAUGAGGGCGGCCAGUGCGUGGAGCAAUGCGUGGAGGGCCCGGAGUGCGAGACGUGCGGCCUAACAAUUGGAGGUACCAAGUACUGCUCGAAGUGCAAGGGGAGCAACGUGCCGCUCAAUGGCGUCUGCACAAGCAAUGCGGCCAGGACUCGGUUCUGCACCACUGCCGCUAACGGUGCUUGCACGGUCUGCGCCGCCGGAUACUUCAUCCAGGAGGGCGGGUGCUAUGAAACAACGAGACAGCCUGGCAAGCAGGUAUGUGCACUAACUGAUAACAAAGGAAAAUGCCAGACAUGCACCAAUAGUCUUGGUCCGGACGGUGCUGGAACCUGUCCCUCGUGCGAUCCUACUUGCAAGACAUGCUCAGCCGCCAAUACUGCAAACACCUGCACGACGUGUGCCACAGGAUACUACAAGACCGCAUUAGAAGGCGCCUGCACAUCUUGCGAAAACAGCAACGGUGAUAUUACCGGUGUCAAGGACUGCUUAAACUGCGCCCCUCCGCCCAACAAUAAAGGUUCCGUCCUCUGCUAUCUCAUGAAAGAUGGCGACAGUACCGGCGGAAGCGUCAACAAGAGCGGCCUCAGCACAGGCGCCAUAGCGGGCAUCUCUGUGGCUGUCAUCGUUGUAGUCGGGGGUCUUGUGGGCUUCCUCUGCUGGUGGUUCCUCUGUAGAGGAAAAGCAUAG